UUUGGAGCAGAAAUGUUCGGAUGUUAAUCGAUCCCAGUCUUAUUUCCGCUCAUCCGCACGUGUUUCCACGCCCUGUGAUACCAAACCGGGCUCGGUUCCGGUUCAGUAAACGUGAUGAUGCCGUUAUGGUGCGAUAAUCUGGUUGCCUUGACAACGGGCCGCAGGUAGCUUGAAAACCAUCCUAAAAGCGUCUCCGGUUUUCUGCAGGUAAACUUUGUGCAGAGAAGCUGCGACUCUGAGUCGGUUUCUAGCAGGAAUUCGGCUCCGGUUCUGGUUCUGGUUCCGGUUCUGUGGCCGCAGCAGCACGUCGGGCCGAGGCAGUGGAGCAGAUAACAGCCCGGUUACAGAUUAACAGAAAUGGUCCGAGCUUUGGCAGGAACACCUGCAGCUCUCAGAUGUUUGUUUCAGACGCCGAGAUGGGAAGAACCGAACUGACGUCCUGCGUGCUGGUUCUGGUCGGAGCCGCGGCGGCCCAGACAGACCAGGCCGGCCAGUCGGAGCGGCUGCUGCCCCAGUGGCUGACGGGGAUCGUCGCCGUCUGCAGCUUCCUCCUCCUCACCUUCAUCGCUGCGCUGGUGAAGAAGGUCUGGUGUGAGUCCAGCAGGAGCUCCAGCGUCGACGCCGCCUUCGCUGAGACCAACCCGUACGAGACCAACCUGGACGGCCCGAGGCCGAGGAGCAGCCUGGAGUCGGAGAAGGGGAAGUACGAGACGCGGCUGGACCUCGCCAGGGCCAGAGAUGGCAGCAACGUCUACGACAACGUCAUCACCGCCGAGGAGAAAUCAACGGCCAUGUGAACGGCCAGCAGGCGUCCCGUUGGCUCCAGCCUUCCUUAAAUCAGAGUUCAAUCACGUGAUCCUGGCCAAGAGACCAGUAACCCAUAGCAACCAGAUCCCUGCAGCUGAUCCUUCCUGUCCAGAUCAAUCAGUUAUCUGAACUGUUAAUGAUUCACCGUUCAGUGAAAACAUGGUGAAAUGUUUCUGUUCUGUGUGAACCUGAUAAACGUUUGUAAUAAAUUGUUCUGAUCCGA
Molecule: messenger RNA, 1030 nt
Organism: Poecilia latipinna (sailfin molly)
Lineage: Eukaryota; Metazoa; Chordata; Actinopteri; Cyprinodontiformes; Poeciliidae
Gene: pdzk1ip1
Product: PDZK1 interacting protein 1
Exons: 5
Coding region: 396-797 (133 amino acids)
Source: RefSeq, a predicted model, not a curated record